Molecule: messenger RNA, 1334 nt
Organism: Gadus chalcogrammus (walleye pollock)
Lineage: Eukaryota; Metazoa; Chordata; Actinopteri; Gadiformes; Gadidae
Exons: 10
Coding region: 4-810 (268 amino acids)
Source: RefSeq, a predicted model, not a curated record
UAUAUGGAGCUGCAAGUUUGUCUAUUGGAAGGCAACAAAGAGCAUGUACCCAAAGAUGAAAUCGUCCUCCUGCAGGCAGGUCUCGGCAGGAGGACUGUGAACAUCUGUGAGAAUGCCGACCAUGAAGAUAUCAGCAGAGCCCUUCAGGAGGAAUACCCCAAAAUGAGGGGACUAUGUGGAGGGCGGCUUUUAAAAAAGGGUGCAGGUGGCAGUGGCAAGAGAAAAAUUACAUCCCUACCCCAGGGGACACAGGGGUACACGGGGAAGAUCCUAAAAACAUCAUCCAACAGCGGAAAGUAUGUUUUGUAUAUAGUACCGCUCCAGGAGAGCCUGGAUCUGAGACCUUUGGCACAUACUGCUGUGGAAUUCCAUAAGAUGCCAAAACACCCCUGCAUGGCAUGUAGGAGUGAGAUUCCCCUUCCGCUCCUUCCACACCAUAUCAAAUUAUGCAAUAAAGAUGAGCCCGACCUUAUUGAUGACGAUGACGAAGACGACGCCGAAGACACAGCAGCCGCCAAAGACGUUAAUGAUGACGUCAUUGCCAUGCAAUCAUGUCCAAUUUGUGGGCAGGACUUUGCUGUUGACUACUUGCCUACUCAUGCAGCAUGGUGUGAUGAAAGCCUCAACUCCAGGACAGAGCUGAAGGAGUGCAGGACAGAGCUGAAGGAGUGCAGGACAGAGCUGAAGGAGUGCAGGACAGACCUGAAGGAGUGGAUGAUGGUGCCUGGAGGAACAUUGCUGAUGUUGGUAUGGCGGCUGAUCAUUUCAGACAGGCACUUUUGGUGUCCAAAGAAGACGAGCAAAAUUUAAAGGUCAAACUGGACAUGGCCGAAGAUGAGGUGGACAGAGAAGGCCAGAUAAUUAACUUUUACAAGACCCCAAACAUUGACUGGGCAAGACCUUUUCAUGCCAAAUUACAAGGGGAUGUAGCUAUUGGAGAUGGGGUGGCAAGGCACUUCCUGAGCCUGGUCAUCCACAAGCUCAAGCAUGGCUUUGCUAUCGAUGUUGGAAACUCAUGUGGUGCCAUGCUUUUUGAGGGCCAGUCGGAUCACCUUGUCCCCUCUUCUUCAAAGAUAUUUAUGCAAAAUGACAUGUUCAUAAUGGCUGGGCGGAUGAUAGGGCAUGCCUUUCUUCAUAGUGGCCCGCGCCUGACAGGCCUUAGCCCGGCGUGCUACAUGUUUUGGCUGGUGGCACCCCACAAACGGCCACCAUUGCCCUUGAAGACAUUAAUGACAUUGAUGUUCGAGAAACCAUUGGACCACUUUAUGAAGUCUGUGAGAACAACAAUGGGAACCUCACAACUCUAUCUGUGGAGCAAAGGGAUGCCAUAAAUA